Messenger RNA from Vanderwaltozyma polyspora DSM 70294, 894 nucleotides. RefSeq lists its product as uncharacterized. NCBI's taxonomy places the organism in Eukaryota, Fungi, Ascomycota, Saccharomycetes, Saccharomycetales, Saccharomycetaceae. Gene Ontology annotation, biological process: iron import into the mitochondrion. Gene Ontology annotation, molecular function: ferrous iron transmembrane transporter activity. The record is from RefSeq and is a predicted model, not a curated record. The transcript has a single exon. Bases 1 to 894 code for a protein of 297 amino acids. Gene Ontology annotation, cellular component: mitochondrial membrane.
AUGUCUGGUACAGAAGAAAUUGAUUAUGAAGCUUUACCAGAAAAUGCAUCCUUGCCAUCUCAAUUAUUAGCUGGUGCAUUCGCUGGUAUUAUGGAACAUUUAGUUAUGUUCCCAAUCGAUGCAUUGAAAACAAGAGUACAAUCGCAAACAUCAGGCUCUGUUCCUAAAAAUAUGAUAAAGGAAAUUUCUAAAAUUACAACGACAGAAGGUUCCAUGGCAUUAUGGAAAGGUGUACAAUCAAUGAUUUUAGGUGCAGGCCCUGCUCAUGCCGUUUAUUUUGGUACUUAUGAAUUAAUGAAGGCAAGGUUAAUUACACCAGAAGAUAUGCAUACUCAUCAACCAUUGAAAACAGCUAUUAGUGGUGCCACUGCUACUAUUGCUGCUGAUGCAUUAAUGAAUCCAUUCGACACAAUUAAGCAACGUAUGCAAUUGAGUAGUAAAACUUCUACUUGGAACGUUACAAAAAACAUUUAUAAAAAGGAAGGUCUACGAGCUUUUUACUAUUCAUACCCAACUACAAUAGCAAUGAAUAUACCAUUUGUAUCAUUGAAUUUUGUCAUAUAUGAAUCUUCGACUAAGAUCUUUAAUCCUUCAAACAAUUAUAACCCAUUAAUACAUUGUAUAUGUGGUGGGUUAAGUGGUGCAACUUGUGCAGCUUUGACUACUCCUUUGGAUUGUAUCAAAACUGUCUUGCAAGUUAGAGGUAGUGAGUCCGUUUCAUUAGACAUAAUGAAGAAGGCUGACACUUUCACUAAAGCUGCCAAAGCCAUUUAUCAAGUGCACGGCUGGGGUGGUUUCCUAAGAGGUUUAAAGCCAAGAGUCGUUGCUAAUAUGCCGGCUACCGCCAUUUCAUGGACAUCAUACGAAUGUGCUAAACAUUUCCUAAUUGUGUGA